CGUCAGUCCUGCGCAUUUGUCGGCAUCCUCCUGACCAACUGCGCUCCACGAGCCUCGUCGCCCAGAGCUUGUGCGAAGCGGGAUCGAAAAUCGUGAUAGAGUAUAGCGCAGUCCAGGGACGUUGAUCAUCAAAUAGACCGGCGAGGUGAAGUGCCAGUCUGCUUGACUCCGGCGCUACUGAAGCGCAGCCGACUGAUUCCGUCCUUGUCGCACUUAUGGGGCAGCUCUCCCUGAGCGCUCUUCGGAAUCGGUCUGCAGGACGUCGCGGAGCGGCAGGGGCCUGCGGGGGCGGCUGGGUGGCCCCACGACACCUGGAGAAUGGAGGGGGACCGGGAGAGGGAGGUGACCUGCAUGAAGGCGGACGGCAACUGCUACUUCUACGCCGUCACCGCCACGGGCGGGGUCCAGGACGACGUGGCAGCGGAGGCCGGCGGCCCGAGCGGCCUCCGACACGCGGCCGAGCUGCGGCGGCAGGCGGCCGAGUACAUCAGGGCCAACCCCGACGUGUUCGAGGCGGUGUCACUCGCGGCCGCGGCGGAUGACCCCGGCGGGUACGCCCGCUACACGGAGGCGGCACCGGGCGGGGGCGUGCGGCUCGCGGACAGCCGAGGGGCGGCCGGCCGCCUCGCCUCGUGGCUGCAGAGGGACUCGGUCGAAGAGGCGCCGGCCGCGGCCCGCCGGGCCCGCACGGCGGUGUACUUCUCCUUCGAAGCGCAGCGAGGGCCCGACGCACCACCCGAUGCGCAGCAGGACGCCCCGGUCGGAGAAGUUUACGGGGUGAGCUUGGUUACGGUUUGGCAGGACGGGGUGCGAAAGCUACACCACGGCUCCGUGGGGGCAGCGAGCCUGCCCGGCGCGCUGCUGGCCUUGAUGGGGACGGGGGACAUGGAGUUUUUUCUGUUCCUGGCCGGCAGUUUGGGGCGCUCAUUUGGCAAGCGUGCUAUGGAGGACGGCCUGGACGAGGCCUGGCGCACGGCCCGCGCGCUCAACCUGCCGCUGAGCGCGGACAUGGAGCGGUGUGUUGUAUUCAACCUCGUCAUGCUCCGCUACGUCCUGUCCCGGGAGUACCCGACGAGCGAUGUGCCGCCGGCCGCCGACGCCCACGAGCGAUGGCACGAGCUGUGGGGCCGGGUGGCCCUGCUGCUGGAGUACUCGCGGCGCCUCCAGGACGAGCUGGAGCGGCUCCAGUGCGAUGACGGGGUGCCGGGCUGCGCGGACCUCAGCGUGAUGUUGGUCAGGCUGUGCACCCUGGCCCUGCGCAACGCCAAGCGGUCCUUCGCGGCCACUUACAAGGAAGUGCCGUGGGAGGAGAUGGAGUACCUCCUCGUGAUGUUCAUCAAGGGGCGCACAGUGCUAGUAACCCUGGCCCACUGGGUGGCCAGCGUCCGGAGCACUGCGGCCCACCUGCGGUGCUUCAGGGAUCGAGUGGAGACGUACGUGGUGGUGCACCGCGCCGAGCCCAACCCGGAGGUGGCCAUGAAGAGGCUGCAGAAGGAGCCUAGGAAGGAGAGGGCUGUCAUCCUCGCCGGGGUGGUGGACGGCGCCCUCACAGACCUCAGAAAGGACUUUGCGCUGCUCAUGGACUGGCAGUCCCUUAUGGAGAUCACCGAGACCCUGGGCAUCGCCAGCGAGGUUCUCGACAUACUGGAGGACGCCGACUGGGCAGCUUGGGGCUGGCUGGCCCUGCGCUGGGCGCUGUUCGUGGUUGGGGAGAGGGUGAAGUACUCCUGGACUUCACCGAACCUGUCCCCCCGCUGGGCCGGUCUCAUAGAAGCGCUGGCGCCUGGCGGCGUUCUGAAGAUAAUGUCCACCAUCCGGGACGACCAGGAGCACGGGAAGGACGGCUCUAACGCCAAGACACUGGUCUUGUCGGAAAUUAAGAAAUCAGAGCGCGCAAAGCUGAGAGAGGAGUUGCUAAAACUGGCAAACGCAGCUCGAGCGGCUCUUGAGGCAGCAGUCAGUGAGGUGGAGUGCAGUGACGACAAUGACUGGGAUGGGCAGGAGAGAGUGACGGUAACCAAGAGAGACAGCGAGGGUAGGAAAGACUUAAUUGGCGAAGAGCUUCUCAAAAUACUGGAACCGGCAAAACAUAAAGCGGAAGGGGCUUUUGAAGCAAUACGUGCGUUGGCCCAUCGCGAAAUUGAACCACACUUAAGAGCAGCAUGUAUAGUAGAUAAGUUUUUGUCAUUUGCCCGUGAGCACAUUCCGGAGGCUGCGCCGCGGGUCCGCCGCCUACUCCUGAACAAGAGCGCGGAGAACAUCGAGAGCUUCCAUGCUGUGCUUCGCGAAGUCACUCCGCCAUCUGUGAGCAGUCCGCUGGAGACUCUGCGGCGCGCGCUCACGGCCGUGGACGCUGCUCCCGAGGGGCAGCUCCGUGACUUCGCUUUCUGCGGAGCUCUGCGGGAGCUCGCAUCCCGCUGGCACGAGGACGACCAGGUGGUGCCCACGGCCGUGCCCUUCUCCCCCGCCCUGUUUGGACGCCAGCUUCGGAACUACCUCAACCACCUCGAUGAGGGGUUAUUCGUUUGCUCGCCUCAAGAGAUACCGGUUCUGUACAAUCUGCUUCAACGAAAAUACAUACCGCUGGAGCAAGGCGCCAGGCCACGGCUGCGAGACCCAUGGUGGUCCCGGGCUGAGAACGAGAGGCUGCGCCGCCUCGUGGAGCUAAAGAGCGACAUGUUCCGAUACGCGAGGGAGGGCGAGCUGGGCGAGCUGCAGCGCCUGGUGGAGAACGGCGCCUACUUGAGCGUCAGGGACUGCCAGGACCGCACCCUGCUGCACGCCGCGGCCCAGGGCGGCCAGGUCCACGUGGUGGAGUGGCUGCUGGGGCUGGGCGCGGAGGUCGUGGACCCGCUCGCCAAGGACUGGCGUGGAUACACAGCACUCUAUGAUGCUGGCACCACGGCCGUGGCAGAGGCGCUGCUUAACGCUGGGCCAGUGCACCAGAAUGGCAUCUUCACGCCUCUCCAUCAUGCUGCAUGGUGUGGUCGCGCCGAGGUGGUGGCCGUGCUCCUUAAGGGCUCCCGUGAUCUGGAUGCGGAGGACAACGAGAGGCGGACACCCUUGCACUGGGCUGCCCUUCACGGCCACGACCAGGUGGUGCGUCUGCUCCUGGAGGCCGGUGCGCGCUGCCAGGCUGACGUUCAUGGUCAUACACCCCUCGUUUUUGCUGCUUUCUCCGGCAGCGCCCCCACGGUGCGGUUGCUGCUCGGUGCCACCCCGCCGCCCGCUGACGAGGACUGCUGGAGGGCUGCUAUGCUGACCGCUUGGUUCGCCAGCGAGGAGGCCUGCUUCGCUCUGCUGGACGAGCUCGAGGCGCGUGGGCUGCUCCAGUGGGGCCCGGCCGCGCGUGAGGCCCUGCUCCAGACGGGAUUCGGAGGGAGUAGCGCCAUCGCGCUGAGGCUGCUGGGUCUCUCUCCUGACGCCCUUCGCGAGGGCCUGAUGAGUGACACCGGGGCAGCAGUCUUACAGGCCGCUGCCUUUGUUGGGCGCGCUGAUCUUGUGCGCACGCUUCUCCGCUGUGGGGCGGACCCGCUGUGCAAGGAUGCUGGGGGCGUGACCGCACUAGCCACUGCAGCAGUAGGAGCAUCUGGAGUGGGUGGCGUACCGGACACCGUCACUGCACUAGUGGAGCGCAUCCCGCGCGGCGAUCUGCAGGCGGCCCUCGCACAGGCGCUGUGUUCGGCCGCAAAGUUCGGUCGGCUCGGGACGGUGCAGCGGCUCGUCCACCACGGCGCGGACGUUAACGCGGAGGGCGGGACACCCUUGGGCUGGGCUGCUAGAUCGGGUCACACCGAGGUGGUGCGGUGGUUGCUGCAGCGGGGGGCUGACCCGUGCCUGGGCCGCCUGGGCGCGCCUCUGCACAUGGCUGCAGCACACGGACGGCUGGGCGUGGUCAAGGUACUCGUGCCGCCGCUGCACGGGGGCGAGGAGGGUCAGGGCGAGCCUGGCAGCGAGGAGCCGUCAGCGCUGCGCGUGGCGGUGCAGGACGGCUCGCGGGAGGAUGUGGAGCGGAUCUUGAGACGGUUCGUGGAGCACCUUAGACCCCUCUCCAGCAGGUACACGAAGGAGGACAGGCUCCGUGACAAGGCUGAGGCAACGGCGGCGCUGAGGAGGAAGGAGAAGGAGGAUGACGAGCGCCUGCGCCUGCUGCAGCAGCUGGACAGUGAUGGCCAGACGGCCCUGCACUGUGCGUCAGCAGUGAGUGCGCUCCCCGUCGUCGAGUACCUGCUGGACAGGGAGGGGGAGCUCCUGCGCCCGGUCUACUCCAAGCACAAGAACAUCGGCGUGCCGCGGCUGGACGGCCUCAGCGUGUACUCGCGGGACGCUGGCGGGGGCACCGCCCUGGAGGGGGGCGUUCUGGGGCUCUGCGCGCCGAGCGUGGCCGAGGCCCUGCUCAAGCGGAUGGGGGACACGAUGUGGAUGGCCCUGGGCCACAAGGACCUGCAGGAGGUGCGCAGCAUGGCAGAGGAGGCCCUGGAGCACGCCACACUAAGGCCCGACAGCGGCCGCCUAGUCCGCGCGCUCUGCGGGUGGCUCAGCCGCAGCGGAGAGGGCCUGCUGAGCGGGAAGGGGGAGGAGGGGCUGCAGGACAUGCGGCGCUGCGUCCUGGCACGAGCGAGGUGGCGCCGCGCACUGCGGCGGGUGCAGAGGCGGGCGGCUACGCCGAUGGACCAGGAGGACCAGCGGCUUGCUGUCGUGAUGUCGAUGUUCGCCUACCUGGAGGCGGGCGCGCGCGGCGAGACGGCGGUGCAGCUGCUGAGCCAGUGGCUGUGCGACCUGAGCGAGGACGACGUGGGCGAGAGCAAGGUGCUGGAGAUCAGCGAGGCAGUGGAUGUACUCCGUCAAUUCAAAUGAGUAUAUUGUAUACUUUAAAUAAAGCGUACAUGGCAUGUAUAAUUUAACAAGGUAGACGCACGUUAAAACCGUGUGAAGCUGAGCUAAAUGUGCGGAUACCUUGGCCUGCGGCGCGCUAAAAUUAAAAUGUUUUCGCGAUUUUGGUUGGCCUGCCUGUCCACCUCACAUCCCACGUCUCACGCCAGGCGCCUCACUUCACGCCGUCUUCCGGGCGGUCUCCCCUUGCGCUUCCUGACAGAGCUGAGCAUUUAAAGUUAAAGUUUAAUUUCAAGUUCAAGUUAAGCUCAGCAAUUAAUGUGUACAAGGCAUGCAUGCCUUUCCAAAUGCGAACAUGGGCAUACAUUAAUUAAAGUAUACAUGCCACGUAAGUAGACAAUGCACACAUUUGAAUCGACAGAGUAGUUAUGAGGAGUUGCGACAGCCUGGGGGUGGGCCCGCGGGGCGGGCUGGCGCUUCUCUGUGCACACAGUGACUGCCCGACCUGAGCGGCGAGAGUGUGCUGGACACCGCUCAGAGAGGGCUGACGAGCCGCGAGUGUGGGGAUUUUGCGCAUGUUUCAAAGUGUGGGCAGUGACUGUGUUUUGGUUUAGUCGUUAUCUGGCCUCAGUGUCAAGGGCUUUCGUACUCGAGUGUGUGUGUGGGAAAGAGAGAUAGAGCGAGAGAGAGAGAUGUAAAUAUGUAAAUGUAAAUAGUGUUUGACGCUGAUCAAGAAAAUUAAUAGUUUUGAUGGCAAUGAAAAGGGUGAGGGCCCCUGGUCUUAUUCGGUUUCCUAGUCGUUCUCUUUUAUUUUGUAACUAGUAAUUACUCGCAAGAAGGGAACUUGCAGCACUCACUCAGUAGGGCUGCCGCCCGCGGAGCGCCUCACAGGUAGGCCGUCCCGUUGGACGCGCGAGCCCCGCGGGCUUGCCUGUCCCCCUUCCUCAGGCGCCAGGCCGGGCGGGGAGACCCAGCAGAGAACUAGCGCCCGUACGUCUAAGAUAAAAGAUGUUUCACUUCGGGAUUAAAUCCAAGGUGCAGCCUGAAAGGCGUUUGAGAAACCAUCAAGCGCCUCAAGUAUGAAUCGUCUGGAAUAGUUUCAAGGACAAGGGUUGUUCACUCACAAUAAAAAGCUCUUUUCUAAAA
Messenger RNA from Frankliniella occidentalis (western flower thrips), 5979 nucleotides. RefSeq lists its product as uncharacterized. Gene Ontology annotation, molecular function: protein binding. The transcript has 3 exons. NCBI's taxonomy places the organism in Eukaryota, Metazoa, Arthropoda, Insecta, Thysanoptera, Thripidae. Bases 319 to 4857 code for a protein of 1512 amino acids. The record is from RefSeq and is a predicted model, not a curated record.